GUUGCCAUGGCUUCGUCUUCGCCUCCUGCGUCGCCGCAGGAGCGACACGCAACUGGCUGCCGGAUGGUGGAGAUGGAGCUCGGCGCGGCGCGGGCCCUGGCGCACCUCGCAGGACUAGCGGGGGGCGGCGACGGCGACGGGAGUAGGUCCAGAGAGAGGAGCACAAGCGAGUCGCCUGUUAGAGCUCAGCAAAAGAGCUUCCAUGGCGGUCGGGAGAGUUCAGCUUUAGGAGAUCCAUGUUCGACCGCUGGUUGCGAUGGUGGCCACACUGCUUCAGGCAAUGGAGCGGAAUACAGAGCACACACCGAGUUCCCCAGCAGUCAGCCUUCACUUCCUGGUAGGAGAUGUAAACAGAAUUUGACAGAGGCUGAGAAGGAAGAAAGGAGAUUGCGCAGGGUGUUAGCUAACAGGGAGUCUGCGAGGCAGACCAUCCGUCGGCGUCAGGUGACGAGCAUUAAUUACUCCAUCUCUCCUCACUGUAUCAUUCUUCUUUGUUGACUUUAGGCUCUCCGGGAGGAGUUGACCAGAAAAGUUGCUUACUUGUCCCUGGAGAAUGAGAAUAUGAGGAUGGUAAGCAACAUUCCACCUCGUGAAGUUGUUUCCUCCCAAACUUUCAAUAGCUCCCAUUGAUCCUUGGAUUUGACUGUAGCAAAAGGAUGUGGCCAUGAAAGAGUACCUUUCACUCAAGGACACAAAUGAACAACUGAAGGAGCAGGUUUGACCUCUGCGAUCUCCUGGAACCAAGAUGUGGUUGAUGAUACAGCUUGAGAAAAGUUUUCUGCUUGUGCAGAUUGCCAUGACAGUGAGGUCUGGGACGGAGAGCAGUGGGACUGCUGCAGGCAAAGAGAUGGAGUCAUCAACAUGUUCUCCCGGGUUCUCCAUGCACAAGCCUUUGACUUGUGCCGACACCAUAGGUUUCUUCGAGCACAGUGGAUCAGUGCGGCCUCUUUACGUGCCACCCUGUGUGUGGUACUAUCCAUCGCACCAUGAAGUUUCUCAUCCAUUUGGAGACCAAGAUGUUGCUGCAUCCAGGGACAAUGAAGCGAGAGUCUCUGUUCAUGGCAGGGACGAGAAGGAUCAAUGCUUGAUAGCAAGAGUUGGGAACGAAAAGGAAGAUGCACUUGUCACCAAAAGAACCCACAAAGAUGAGAUGACGGUCAAGAUGCCACCAUCCACGUCAAAAGAGAAAUCUGAGCUGCAGCGCGAUGAAGGUUUGCCAGAGAAGCUGCAGGCUCGCUCUCCUGGCGAAUCGUCGAGCACAUCAUCGGCUGCAGCUGCGGCGGCGGCGACGGAGGCAAGGAAGAGGAGGAAGCAACUCACGAAGUUGAAGCACAGCCAUGGAAGCUGGGCUGGGAAGCACGGUUGAACAAGUUGCUUCUAAUCUCAGCUACUGAUGCCAGUUUUCCGUCUUCUUCCUCUGUAGGCGAGAAGUUGAUGCGUGUCCAACUUGUGCUGCUCGUUGCAGUGAUGAUUGGAGUUCUUUUGCUGUCGCCUUCAAACACAGCAUUAGAAUCGAGAACUACGAGUUCAAAGCAAAUCAAACUGGAUAAAGCUUUGAAGUAUUUACUCUUUCAAGUAAUUGGACAAAAAGAUGAGAGAAAAGAAACUGAGAUAGAAUAUGGGGUUGGAAGUCUAAGCU
Molecule: messenger RNA, 1639 nt
Organism: Musa acuminata AAA Group (dessert banana)
Lineage: Eukaryota; Viridiplantae; Streptophyta; Magnoliopsida; Zingiberales; Musaceae
Exons: 3
Coding region: 7-498 (163 amino acids)
Biological process (GO): regulation of DNA-templated transcription
Cellular component (GO): nucleus
Molecular function (GO): DNA-binding transcription factor activity; sequence-specific DNA binding
Source: RefSeq, a predicted model, not a curated record